AUGUCAACCAAAUACUGCACUUGCUCACCAUAUAGUUUUAUUUCUAUACCGGGUAUCUCAGAAUUGGCCAAAUAUGGGUCGCUGUACGAAACUUUGCAUGGGACUAUUGGCCACGAGGAUCUGGAAAUCCACCUGGCGGCCUCUCGGAUUGACAACACAUGGAUCAGAGAUAAGUCUCUGCUGCUACCUCUGAGUGUGGUGCUGGAGUGGGCCCUACACAUAUGCAGUGCCAUGCGAUAUCUGCAUGAGAGCACUCCCCCAGUCAUUCACCGUGAUCUCAAGUCAGCGAAUGUGCUCUUGGCCGCAGCCUCGGCAUCAGCGCACUCUCAUUCCGGCCGGAUUAUCCCGGUUUCACUGAAAUUGUGUGAUUUCGGGACGAGCCGAGAGGUAGACCAUGCCAAUCUCCAGACCUUCGCGGGCACAUUGGCCUGGACAGCGCCAGAGAUACUCAGGUCUGAUGGUCAGGGCUACGCACUCUCGGCAGAUGUGUACUCGUUUGGAGUUGUUCUGUGGGAACUCGUAACCCGCGCUAUUCCUUUUGCGGAUGUGGGCCCUUUCGAUAUCGCGCGGAAUGUUCUGGAAAACAAUCGCAGACCUCCAAUACCUGCACAGACACCAACUGUCCUCACGAAUCUACUGAAGCAAUGCUGGGAGCAGCAACCAAUGAGGAGGCCAGAUUUCGGCUCUAUUUAUAGAACACUGGAUUUGAUUGAACGACGCGGGAUCGGGAGUGAGCAGACUCUGGGCACGAUGACCGCGGAGCAUUUCGCAAUGAGACUAAAUCGAUUUGCGGUAAAGAAGUAUAUCGAAGAAGCGAACCAAGAAAUGCUGGUCGCAGCCACGACGACACAGAAAGUUCCAAGCAUCUCCGCUGAGGACGAGGGCAAAAGGCGCCAGAAUGAGCUGGAGAAAUGGGCCAUUGAACUGUCCCAUCGCGAGAAUAAUCUGCAUAACAAACUCAAGAACAUGCAGAGCGCACACGACGCCGAUAUGAGCAUCGCAAAUAAGAUCAGGGCACUUGCCAUCGCACAAGGAGGUGGGUUCAGUGCGGAAACACUCAAUGCGGACCUAUUGCCAUCGAACAGUGCCGAAGGACUCAUUACCCAACCAGACAAUAGACAACGACGCGACUCCUCAGAGGAUGAAGAGUGGCUGUAUGUGGACACCUCUCUACAGUGUCGCAUGAUCCAGAAAGGGCCCGGAUAA
Sphaeroforma arctica JP610 is the source of this 1206-nucleotide messenger RNA. RefSeq names its product TKL/MLK/MLK protein kinase. Gene Ontology annotation, biological process: protein phosphorylation. NCBI's taxonomy places the organism in Eukaryota, Ichthyosporea, Ichthyophonida. The record is from RefSeq and is a predicted model, not a curated record. Gene Ontology annotation, molecular function: ATP binding; protein kinase activity. The transcript is spliced from 6 exons. The coding region runs from base 1 to 1206 and encodes 401 amino acids.